AUGUAUAGUUAUCUUAUUUUAGAAGGUGAUGGAGUUGUUGGUGGUCUGAAUGAUGGUGAAGUCGUAAUUGAUCUUCCCUCUGACAUUAUACUGUCUAAUGCUGGAGAUCCUCUUAAAACCUUUGUUGAGAAUAUAUAUCCUUCUUAUAUGGGUCCUGAAGAGUUUAGAAAUUGUUUGCAUGAUCGUGCCAUACUUGCUCCCACGCUUGAUGUUGACGAUGAGGUUAACCAGUUCAUGAUUUUGAUGGAUCAAUCUCAGGGUCGAGUAUAUUUGAGCUCUGAUAGCAUUUCAAAUUCAGAUUCCACAUCGAAUGGUUCUUCUGAGAUACAUUCAGCUGAAUUUUUGAAUAAUUUGAAUUGUUCAGGUACACCUAAUCAUGAACUGAUGUUGAAAGUUUGA
Messenger RNA from Salvia splendens (bonfire salvia), 399 nucleotides. RefSeq lists its product as uncharacterized. The record is from RefSeq and is a predicted model, not a curated record. The transcript has 2 exons. Lineage: Eukaryota; Viridiplantae; Streptophyta; Magnoliopsida; Lamiales; Lamiaceae. Bases 1 to 399 code for a protein of 132 amino acids.